Cordyceps militaris CM01 is the source of this 1644-nucleotide messenger RNA. RefSeq names its product cysteine synthase B. Gene Ontology annotation, molecular function: cystathionine beta-synthase activity; cysteine synthase activity. Bases 1 to 1644 code for a protein of 547 amino acids. Gene Ontology annotation, cellular component: cytoplasm. The record is from RefSeq and is a predicted model, not a curated record. NCBI's taxonomy places the organism in Eukaryota, Fungi, Ascomycota, Sordariomycetes, Hypocreales, Cordycipitaceae. The transcript has 7 exons.
AUGGCCGCCCAAGCAACGACGAUGAAGGAAACAAACACCCUCAACGUCUACAAGGGGCCUGACUCUGUCAGAGACUACUUUGACCCGGACACGGCCCCCCCUCUACCCCUCGUCGAGGUUCCAUCCUCGCUGAACCCCUACCAUGGCGAUGGUGUCCGCAUCUUCGCCAAGAUGAUGUCCAUGCAUCCGGCCAACAACGUCAAGUGCAUGCCCGCUCUGAAUCUGCUCGAGAAGAGCGUCAAGCCCGAUGUGACAAAGACCAUUGUCGAGUACAGCUCCGGCUCGACUGUCCUGUCCAUGUCGCUGGUUGGUCGUGCCAUCUACGGCCUGGAUGAUAUCCGCGCGUUUCUGAGCAACAAGACCAGCAUUGCCAAGAUUCGUCUCAUGCAGCUCUUUGGCAUCAACAUCACCCUCUUUGGCGGCCCUUCGCAACCGGAGCCGCUGGACGAGCGUGGCGGCAUCCGCGCCGCCCAGCGUUUGGGCAACGAGACUAGCGAGGCCCUCAACCCCAAUCAGUACGAAAAUGACGAUAACUGGAAAUCGCAUGUCCGCUGGACCGGACCGCAACUCCUCCGACAACUGCCCGAGAUCAACCUGAUCUGCGCAGGCAUGGGCACAUCCGGAACCAUGACCGGACUCGGAACCUACUUCAAGGGCGCAAAGCCAACCGUCUUCAGACUCGGUGUCUGCACUGCUGCCGGCGACAGAGUUCCGGGACCGAGAUCGUACGCCCUUCUCGGCCCCGUCACGUUUCCUUGGAAGUCUUCCGUCGACCACGUGGAAGAGGUUGGCUCGUACGAGUCGUACCGUCUGUCCCUAGAGCUGUGUCGUCAGGGUCUCGUCUGCGGCCCCUCGUCCGGCUUCAACCUGAAGGGUCUCUACCAGUACAUUGACAAGCAAAAGGCCGAGGGCAGUCUCGGCGCGCUUGCUGGCCCCGACGGUCUCAUCAACUGCGUGUUCCUCUGCUGCGAUCUGCCCUACCAAUACGUCAGCGAGUACUUUGACAAGCUCGACGAUUCGUGCUUCCCACCAGUCAAGAAUGAAGAGCUCCUCGAGGUCGACCUGUAUAGAUACGAUGAAAAGUGGGAGUGGGAGGCAUCCAAGGCUCUGCAAGGCUACUUCCACGUCAACGAGGGACAGAUGGACGACCUCAUCCGCCGCGCGCAGGAGACGUGCACGUGCGAGAUCCCCAAGCUCAGCGCCGCGCUGCACCCCCGCGACAACGCCGCCAUCCUGGACCUCCGGCAGCCUACCGAUUUCGAGCAGGGCCGGCUCCCCGGCUCCGUCAACGUCCCGCUCACCCAUCCCGGGACCGCGAGCCCGUUCUACGACCCUUCGGUCCUGCGCCGGCUCUGGACGCAGCUGGACGAGGCAUUCUCCUCGCCGAGCGGGGAGCUGGGCAGCCUCGCGGGCAAGGACACGCUCGUCGUGUGCUACGACGGAGACAGCGCGCGCGUCGCCGCCAGCGUCAUGCGCGCCAAGGGCUACGAGGCAAACAGCCUCCGCGCAGGCCUCGACGGCCUCAUCACGACGCUGUCGACUCCCCAGACCUGCACCAAGACCGAGCCGGAGCAGCAGGCCUCGUGGCUGCAGCUCUGCGAGGCUCAGCGCCCACCAGCUACGACGGCUACAGUCACGGUAUAG